AUGAGCUGGGGAUUUCUGCGAGAUCUGCUGAGUGGAGUGAAUAAAUAUUCAACAGGAAUCGGAAGAAUCUGGAUAGCAAUUGUAUUCAUAUUCCGCCUACUUGUUUAUGUUGUGGCAGCAGAAAACGUCUGGAAAUACGAACAUGAUGAAUUUGAAUGCAACACGAAGCAGCCGGGCUGUGAGAACGUCUGCUUCGACCACUUCUUCCCUGUCUCCCAGAUCAGGCUCUGGGCUUUGCAGUUAAUCACAGUGUCCACUCCGUCACUCUUGGUUGUUUUUCAUGUUGCCUAUCGAGAGAAUAGGGAGAAGCGGCACAAGCAGAAGCUUUACAGAAGUACGGGGAAGAUAGAUGGCGGAUUGCUGUGCACUUACCUCAUCAGCCUUAUUUUAAAAACGGGAUUUGAAAUAGUUUUUCUUGUUCUGUUCUACAAAUUGUACAACGGAUUCGAAGUCCCACGUCUUGUGCAAUGUGACAUGAGACCAUGUCCUAAUGCCGUAGACUGCUAUAUUUCCAAACCCACGGAGAAGAUGAUUUUCCUCUAUUUUCUGGUAGCAACGUCAGGUGUGUGCAUUGUAUUAAAUGUAAGUGAACUGAGUUAUCUCAUUUUCAAAUACUCCAUAAAAUGUUAUAUGAAGACAGAGAAAAGCAAACGUAGCUUAACACCAACACAGGCUUCUGAUUAAAUCUGUGCACUAGCUGCUCUCUGAUGGAAGAAGUAGGUUAAUCCAGGGC
Tinamus guttatus (white-throated tinamou) is the source of this 733-nucleotide messenger RNA. RefSeq names its product gap junction protein beta 7 (gene GJB7). Gene Ontology annotation, molecular function: gap junction channel activity. Gene Ontology annotation, cellular component: connexin complex. NCBI's taxonomy places the organism in Eukaryota, Metazoa, Chordata, Aves, Tinamiformes, Tinamidae. Gene Ontology annotation, biological process: cell-cell signaling. The record is from RefSeq and is a predicted model, not a curated record.